CACGUUCCAGCCCCACCGACUGACUCUGUUCUUGCCUUCUUGUCAGACUGACAAGGCUGUACUUGUGCUUACACCGGUCCGACAGCCACGUUUGGAAGACGUGAUUUUCCAUCAAAAAAAAGAGUCGUCACGCACUCGUGUUUGCUAGUGGCAGUCUUUGGGUCUGCGCGGACUUUAUGGUGAUUAUGGAGGCCUUCGAUCGAAGAUUCAACACCUUGUUGGGGUCAUGGCUGGGCCCCAGAGAUCAGCGGGUGCGGGGUUGGCUGCUGCUAGACAACUACUCCCCAACCUUUGCCCUCACCCUGGUGUACCUUGUGGUGGUGUGGACCGGGCCCAAGUACAUGAGACACCGGCAGCCGUACUCGUGCAGAGGUGUACUUGUGCUUUACAAUGCAGUCCACACGCUCUUGUCCCUCUGCAUGUUCUACCAGCUUGUUACUGCCGUGUGGCAAGGAAGCUAUGACUUCUACUGCCAAAACACACACAGUGCACAGGAAUCUGAUAACAAGGUCAUGAAUGUCCUGUGGUGGUACUACUUCUCUAAGUUUAUUGAGCUCAUGGACACCAUCUUUUUCAUUCUGCGGAAGAACAAUCACCAGAUUACCUUUCUUCACGUUUACCACCACGUCAGCAUGCUCAACAUCUGGUGGUUUGUCAUGAACUGGCUCCCCUGCGGCCACACAUACUUCGGGCCCUGCCUCAACAGUUUUGUCCAUACGGUUAUGUACUCCUACUACGGCCUGUCUGCCAUCCCUGCAAUGCGGCCAUACCUCUGGUGGAAGAAGUACAUCACACAGCUGCAGCUGAUCCAGUUCAUGUUGACAGUGUUGCACACGAUGUGUGCUGUCAUAUGGCCGUGUGGUUUGCCCUCAGGAUGGCUCUACUUCGAAAUAACUUACAUGUUCACCCUGGUGAUCUUUUUCACCAAUUUCUACUACAAGACAUACAAGAAACACAAGAGGGAUGAGGAUGGGUCACCGCGAUCGAUAAACGGACGCACAAACCGGACGCCAUCGCAGGAACUGACUGCUCACAGAAAAGACAAACUGAGAACAGACUAACAUCUGGGAGACUCUGUUGUCACAGUAGCUUGUUGCUAAAGCUGCCAGGAGACAUUUUGCUAUUAGGCUUGUUGUGAUGCUAACAACACGUCAUUAUUUCAGUACUUUAUUUAAACACACAAACAUUUUGACUGAUCUCACGCGGCUUUCCAUGAAAGCUCCACAUGAAAGCUCCUGUGAGGUUGAUGGAAAUUUUAAGCAGGCUGUAGGCUCGUCCUUGAUGUGUGUAACAAGAGCACACUCCUUGUGUCCUGCCUGGCUGUGCUGUUGCAUAAUCCCUAAAUACUCUGUCCUCUGCAGAGAGAGGCACAAGAUGCUUAUUGCGCAAUAUUGAUAUUAAGCCAUUUCGUUCACUAAAAAGUGUCAAAUUAACACUGGUAAGGACCCUUAGCACUCCUUUUUAAUGGGACUUUAGUUUAUUCAGCAAAGGGGUACAUUUAUUAGAGAGUAAAAUCCCAUGCAUGCAUAUCAGAGAUCAUCAGCCACUGUGUUGGAUAUAUACAGUAUCAUCAUGGACCUGUUUUACUUGGUUGCUAAUGUCACCACAUUCACGAUGGUUCACUCUGUGCUGAUUGAUGACAUCAUCAUCAGUGGACAGUAAUGAAGUACUUUAUUUAAGCGUGAAUUUUUUGUGUAGGUGAUGCCGUGUUGUUGUUGCUGUUAUUACGAUACAGACAGGUAGCAAACAGACUCAUUUCACACAGGUCUCACCCACGUCCAUCUUGCAAAGCAAAAAUCUAACUGGUGCUGUUCUUGCGUCUGCUUUUCAAUUACACAUUUUCUGUUAGUGCAGGAAGUGUUGGUCAACCAUUUAGAAACAUUUUCAAGUUGUACAUGCUUCUUUAAAUAAAUAAUUGCAUUACUUCACAGUUAAGUCAGACUGAUGAUGCAUUUGUGCCCAUGUCAGAAUAUAAUUAUCUUCAUAGAUAUUGAUUAUGAGCCUGCACGCAAAAAAAUAAAACAGCUUUUUAUCCAGAGUGGCGUGACAUGGCGGAUCGAUACCAGGGACAGUGGUGCACACGCAAGCAUUCACUACAAGUACAGCACAACUGCAAGUGUAACACAAUAAACGGAGGUAAGAACUGUUAAGGCAACAUGCAUUUUUGCAUUGGCUGCGUUGUCCUUCUUCGCUCAUUUGGUUACAUUCUACCUUGAGCUAUUGAUUUGUAAUUGAUUCAAAUACAAGGUAGCCAUGUUGCACCACCAGAAUUUGAAAUCACAUUUUCCCUCCUGUAAAUCCUUUUUGAUCCGUUCCAUGUUCAGUUCUCAGAAAAAAAGGAUUAUGUAACUGUUGGAAAUAUCACAUUUGUAUUUAAUAACCGCCUUCAGUGUGUAUUGCACUCGGUGUUCAUGAUUGAAAAUGAAUACAAUGAAAUAUUCAUUUUAAUGCUCUUUAUUUGAGGGAGAAAAGUGCACCAUGGAACAAAACCAGUAUGCUAACAUUCUUUGCCGGGCACAUGUGCUAAUUAUUUAGCGUGCAACAUUUCUGAAAUCAGAAAAUUAACUUGUAUUUUUUUAAACAUCAAACAUUUAGCAAUCCAGAAGGUUUGAUUAGACAUUUAACCAGCUGCAGCAUAAACUGUGGAGGCUGACAAUGACAUUGUGAGUUUAAGUGAUGGAUGAACAUGCAGGUGUCCUGUCUGCUUAGAGCGGCUGCUCUGAGAAUGCCGUGUAACUCUUCACUCGGCCAAAGAAGAACGGCGUGUACAUCUUGUUUAGGUCAAAUGCAGUGAUGACAGUUUCCCCAGUCAGCCUAGAAAAUAAAUUCCAAUCAUACCUUCAGCUAAGAACACAAUCUGUAAUAAUGUCUAUCUCUCACUUGUGCCUUGGUCUUACUUGUAAGUGAUAUGGCAGGAGUGAUGCAUCCACACCAGCUUAUUGAAACUCUGACGCCCCCCAGAGGACAGAAGGAGUCCUACAUGGAAAGUGUGCUCAGCGUCGGGGGCCGGGUUCCGCCUGCAGAACCGAUUCUUUUGCAUCUCGGAUGAUUUCUGUUGAUAUUAAGGGUCAAGAACGAGGUUGUCAGGGAGGCUAAGAGCGGUGUGGUGAACUGAUAUAUUGUAAAAAUGUAAGAUAUGCUUUAUUAAAAAGGAUUAACAAAACUAAACCCCCAACCCCCAAAUUUAAAAGAUGAAUUAGCUUUCAUCUGAAUUUCUAGUACUUACAUUUAAAAAGAAAAUUACAUGGAAAAUUAUGCCAAAAAUAAAUAUUAAUUCAGAAGUUGUUUGUAUUCCUGGUCUGCUUCAUCCUC
Doryrhamphus excisus (bluestripe pipefish) is the source of this 3312-nucleotide messenger RNA. RefSeq names its product ELOVL fatty acid elongase 5 (gene elovl5). The record is from RefSeq and is a predicted model, not a curated record. Gene Ontology annotation, cellular component: endoplasmic reticulum membrane. Gene Ontology annotation, biological process: fatty acid elongation, saturated fatty acid; sphingolipid biosynthetic process; fatty acid elongation, monounsaturated fatty acid. Gene Ontology annotation, molecular function: fatty acid elongase activity. Lineage: Eukaryota; Metazoa; Chordata; Actinopteri; Syngnathiformes; Syngnathidae.